Messenger RNA from Paramecium tetraurelia, 990 nucleotides. RefSeq lists its product as uncharacterized. The record is from RefSeq and is a predicted model, not a curated record. Lineage: Eukaryota; Ciliophora; Oligohymenophorea; Peniculida; Parameciidae. The transcript has 2 exons.
AUGAAAUCAAAUAAAUCUCAAAAGUAGAAUAAAAUGCAACUAUUUUAUAAUGCAAAAUUACAUAACAUCACAAUCACAGAUAUUGCUGAUGAAUCAAAAACCCGCAUGAACCAUUCGGUAAAAAUUUUACGGACUGAAACCAAAGAAGAUUUAAAUUAGCGUGUUUAGACUCUACCUAUAAAGAAUACUACUAUGAAAAACUCUUAGGUAAAGAGAAGGAGGCUUAAAUUACGUAUUUCAGUUAUUAAUCAAAUGAUGAUGUAUUCUGAAGAAUAAUUAUAAGAAAAAUGCAUUGACAUAUUCCGAAAACUGGCUAAGCCCAUUGCAGGAAUACCAAUAUUGGAGCAAAGCCGACUUUAUUAAUAUUUGAUACAGAUUUUUCAUAAUGAAUAGAUCGCCACAAAAACAGUUAGAUAUUUGUAAGUCCCUUAAAAUAUGAAUUAUAAGCAAUACUGCGAUAUGAUCAUGGGUUUCAAUGAUUGGACUAAAGUUGAUAUUCUGUUUUACUGUUUUUAUGUGUUUUAAGAUAAUUACUCGGCAAUAUUGGAUUCCAACUCCUUAUUUUAAUUAUUAACCUCUGAGUAAUGCUUUUCGGACGAUUCAAAUUUCAUAAUAAGGACAUUAAGACAGAGGUAAGAGUUCAAUCAUAGAGACAAUUACAAGACAUAUCAUACGAAAUUGUUAAAGAUUCCUAAUCUGACAUUUCGAAGGUAUAAGCGAGAAUAGGAAAUGAUUAUUGAGAAGCUUCGUAAAUAGAAAUUAGAUGUAUAUCAAAUUAAAAAAAAAAUGAUGAUUUCUAAUUUCAAAGAACAUUAAUUUGUUGAUAAAGAAGAUAACAUUUAUUAAUUACCCAUUUAAAAAGACGAUGAUAUAAUAGUUACAUUUGAAACAUUCAAAUCCAUAUAUAGUCAUAGUCAUCCUUGUUUUUUUGGCUGGCUAAUGAAAUGUCUGGGGGAUAUUGAUAUAUAUUUUAUUGGUUAGAAAUUAUGA